AUGGCAGCACCAGCAGUAACCGGUCCUUUGAUCAAAUUGAACAAUGGAGUUCAAAUGCCAGCUCUUGGUUUCGGUACAUUUGCCAAUGAGGGUAGCGUAGGAGAAACACACAAGGCCGUCGUGGCUGCACUGAAUGCAGGAUACAGACAUUUGGACUGUGCAUGGUUUUAUCAAAAUGAGGGUGAAGUCGGAACUGGUGUCAAAGAAUUCCUGGCUGCCAAUCCAAGUGUGAAGAGAUCUGAUAUUUUCAUCGUCACAAAAGUCUGGAAUCACCUUCACGACCCUGAAGAUGUUGAGUGGAGUUUGAAGAACUCGUUAGAGAAGCUCCAAACACCAUACAUUGAUGCAUUUUUGAUCCAUUGGCCCAUUGCCGCAGAGAAGAAUCAAGAUAGAUCAGUAAAGAUUGGCGCUGAUGGCAAGUACGUUAUCAAGAAGGAUUUGACAGAAAACCCAGAGCCAACAUGGAGAGCCAUGGAGAAGUUAUACAAGGAGGGACUUGCAAAGGCUAUUGGUGUCUCGAAUUGGACCGAGAAGGGACUUGAACAACUUUUGGCAUUUGCUGAGGUUAAGCCUACCAUUAACCAAAUCGAAAUCCAUCCUUUCCUCCCACAACAAAAGCUCAUCGACUACUGUCUUUCCAAAGAGGUCGUACCAGUAGCCUACUCUCCAUUAGGAAGUCAAGACCAAGUUCCUGGUACCGGUGAGAAGGUAUCCACCAACAAAGAGCUCAAUGCUAUCGCAGAGAAGAAUGGUGUUUCUUUGGCACAGGUAUUGAUCGCAUGGGGAUUGAAGAGAGGAUAUGCUGUUUUACCCAAGAGCAGCAACCCAGGAAGAAUUGCCGGUAAUGCGAAAUUGAUCACUCUCAGUGAAGAGGAUUUCGCGGCGGUUAACAAGGUCGCAGAGGGAAGAGCGACGAGAUUCGUUAACAUGAAGGAUACCUUUGGUUACAAUGUUUGGCCAGAAGAGAAGUAA
Molecule: messenger RNA, 972 nt
Organism: Sclerotinia sclerotiorum 1980 UF-70
Lineage: Eukaryota; Fungi; Ascomycota; Leotiomycetes; Helotiales; Sclerotiniaceae
Product: aldehyde reductase I
Exons: 2
Coding region: 1-972 (323 amino acids)
Cellular component (GO): cytosol
Molecular function (GO): aldose reductase (NADPH) activity
Source: RefSeq, a predicted model, not a curated record